Dreissena polymorpha is the source of this 1017-nucleotide messenger RNA. RefSeq lists its product as uncharacterized. The transcript has 4 exons. The coding region runs from base 5 to 835 and encodes 276 amino acids. Lineage: Eukaryota; Metazoa; Mollusca; Bivalvia; Myida; Dreissenidae. The record is from RefSeq and is a predicted model, not a curated record.
GUCCAUGCCGAGGCAGAGUUGCUGUUUGGUAGUCCACCUCCAGCCAGAUGUACUUCAAGUAGAUUGGAGUAGUGACAAUGAAGAAAUUGUUGAAGUACCUCAAGUAGAUUGGAGUAGUGAUGAUGCAGAGAUUGUGGAAGUGGAGUGGUCAGAUUCCGAGGACAGUCGUAAAGUCCCAGAGUCAGAUUCCGAGGUGAAUGUGGCAUAUACGGAUUCUGACGAUGAUUACUUGGGUUUUGCUGAUCAUCAAACUGUAUUUGCCCCACCUAACAACCAAAAGGAUGUCAACAAUUAUAUUCUAAGUGAAGCAAGGUCUGGUAGAGGCAUGAAAAAAAAGGCCUUAAAUAUAUUAAGUAUGAAGGCAGCUUUGAAAACAAAAUGCGUCUGUGGGAAUGAGUGUUGUAUGAAGUUGAGCAUUGAGUCGGUAAGAGACAUUCGGGAGAAGUUUUGGCACAAUUCAAGAUCAACUAGGAUGUCAUUAUUGAAAGUGUUUUUUGAACAAUCUAAAAAAAAGGGAAAAUAUAGAUACUUUUCUGUAGUGUCAAGAAAACAUAAAUUUAGAUUGUGCUCAAAAGUAUUUCUUUCGGCUCUAAAAAUUAACAAAAACACUCUUACUAUUGCUUCGAAAAUGUGUGAUGAUUAUUUGGAUGCCCCAUCUGGAAAGUCUCCACGCAGCUGGGAUAGGAGCACACUCCUACUAAUUGCAUGGCUUGAAGAAUACUUCACUUUUCAUGGUGAGAGGAUGCCAAACAGAUAUGAAAUCCUUCUACCAUACGGAACAGUCCAAAGGGAAAUUUAUGAACAAUAUAAAAAGGAUGUUGAAAAUCCGGUGUGAAAGAGCCAGUUUUAUAAAAAGUGGAAAGAGAAUUUUCAGUUUGUAAAGGCUAAAAAGACAAAUAGCUUUACCAGAUGUACAACAUGUGUGACAUUGGAAAGGCAGCUCACGAAAACCACAUGUACAGAAAUGCGGGCAUUCUAUAGACAAAAGAAAGAAGAACAUAACCUUCGUCAGAUGUU